Molecule: messenger RNA, 3262 nt
Organism: Pan troglodytes (chimpanzee)
Lineage: Eukaryota; Metazoa; Chordata; Mammalia; Primates; Hominidae
Gene: ADK
Product: adenosine kinase
Exons: 10
Coding region: 102-1046 (314 amino acids)
Biological process (GO): purine nucleobase metabolic process; purine ribonucleoside salvage
Cellular component (GO): cytosol; nucleus
Molecular function (GO): adenosine kinase activity
Source: RefSeq, a predicted model, not a curated record
GGGAUUUGGAGAAGAGAAAGCGGUGAUGCGAAGAGGGGGCGGAGCCAGAGAGUGGAUGGCAGAGGUGGGCUGUAGAGCCAAAGUGGGGUGGGAGCGCGAAGAUGGCAGCUGCUGAGGAGGAGCCGAAGCCCAAAAAGCUGAAGGUGGAGGCGCCGCAAGCGCUGAGAGAAAAUAUUCUCUUUGGAAUGGGAAAUCCUCUGCUUGACAUCUCUGCUGUAGUGGACAAAGAUUUCCUUGAUAAGUAUUCUCUGAAACCAAAUGACCAAAUCUUGGCUGAAGACAAACACAAGGAACUGUUUGAUGAACUUGUGAAAAAAUUCAAAGUCGAAUAUCAUGCUGGUGGCUCUACCCAGAAUUCAAUUAAAGUGGCUCAGUGGAUGAUUCAACAGCCACACAAAGCAGCAACAUUUUUUGGAUGCAUUGGGAUAGAUAAAUUUGGGGAGAUCCUGAAGAGAAAAGCUGCUGAAGCCCAUGUGGAUGCUCAUUACUACGAGCAGAGUGAGCAGCCAACAGGAACUUGUGCUGCAUGCAUCACUGGUGACAACAGGUCCCUCAUAGCUAAUCUUGCUGCUGCCAAUUGUUAUAAAAAGGAAAAACAUCUUGAUCUGGAGAAAAACUGGAUGUUGGUAGAAAAAGCAAGAGUUUGUUAUAUAGCAGGCUUUUUUCUUACAGUUUCCCCAGAGUCAGUAUUAAAAGUGGCUCACCAUGCUUCUGAAAACAACAGGAUUUUCACUUUGAAUCUAUCUGCACCGUUUAUUAGCCAGUUCUACAAGGAAUCAUUGAUGAAAGUUAUGCCUUAUGUUGACAUACUUUUUGGAAAUGAGACAGAAGCUGCCACUUUUGCUAGAGAGCAAGGCUUUGAGACUAAAGACAUUAAAGAGAUAGCCAAAAAGACACAAGCCCUGCCAAAGAUGAACUCAAAGAGGCAGCGAAUCGUGAUCUUCACCCAAGGGAGAGAUGACACUAUAAUGGCUACAGAUUUGACCAUUGGAAGUGCCCUCAAGUUGGUUCUUAAGAACUUCCAACGUACUACAGUUAUUUUCUGACUUCCUUACAUUCUGUGACCACAAGAUCUCCAGGUUCAGCUUGUGUUUUCCUUGCCCCAGCCAUGAAAUAGGAAUUUCUCCAAGAAGCCCUGGUUUCUUUUAUUGUACACUAAGAAUUUAUACACACAUCUAUAUCUGUGUCUAUAUUUAACCUGUGUGCGUGUGUGUGUGUAUGUGUGUGAUAUAUAUAUGAUUUUUUUUUUUUUUUUUUGAGAAGGAGUUUCACUCUUGUUGCCCAGGCUGGAGUGCAAUGGCGCAACCUCAGCUCACUGCAGCCUCUGCCUGCUAGGUCCAAGCAAUUCUCCUGCCUCAGCCUCCCAUGCCCAGCUAAUUUUUUGUUUUUUUUUUUUUAGUAGAGACGGGGUUUCUCCAUGUUGGUCAGGAGUGGUCUCAAACUCCUGACCUCAGGUGAUCCACCCGCCUCAGCCUCCUAAAGUGCUGGGAUUACAGACGUGAGCCACUGUGCCUGGCCCUGUGUAUAUAUUUUUAAAACAUGAGUACACAGUAGUAUCACCUAUUGCAAUCCAAUACCACAGAGUUCAGGACUGGCUUAGAGCUGUUACCCCAACUCUGUAAGUGCAGCCUGAACCAUCAAGACCAGGGAAACAUAUAAGCAGAGCAAAAUGAGGAGCUCACACAACCACACAUCCUGGUUAAUUUUAAUUAAGUUUUUUAAAUAUAUAGAAAAUUACCAUGGUUCUAAAAGUCGAGAACUAUUCACAAAGAUAGAGUAAAAGAAGUGUCACUUCCCUGACAUUACUUUUUCACCAUUCUUGUUUUAGCGUUCUUCCCACCCUGUUCCCACCUACCUCUUGUAGGUAACCAAUCUCAGUUUUUUACUUAUCUUUUCUGUAUUUCUUCUUUUUUUUUCUAACAGCUUCACUCAGAUAUAAUUCACACACCAUACAAUUUCCUUAUUUAAAGUAUACAAUUCUUUUUUUUGUAUAUUCAUAGGUUGUGCAACCGUGACCACAAUCAAUUUUAGAACAUUUUCAUCAUCCCAGAAACUGUCUCUCUCCAGCUUCACCCAUCUUCUCCCAACCUUAAGCAACCAUUAAUGUACUUUCUGCCUCUAUGCAUUUGCCUUUUCUGGAAAUUGCAUAUAAAUGGACUCUUACAAUAUGUGGUUUUCUGUGUUAGGCUUCGUUCACUUAACAUAAUGUUUUCAAGGUUCAUCCACAUUAUAGCAUGUGUCAGUUUUUUACUUCUUUUUAUUGCCAUGUAACAUUCUAUUGCAUGGUUUAUUCAUUUCCUAGGGCUGCCAUAACAAAUUACCACAAAGUGAGUGGCUUAAAAGAACAGAAAUUUAUUAUUUCACAGUUCUGAAGGCUAGAAGUCCAAAAUAAAAGGUAUCAGCAGGGCCUUGUACCCUCUGAAAACUCUAGGAAAUUGUUCCUUGUCUCUUCCUAGCUACUGGGCUCCUGGAAAUCAGUUCUUGGCAUUCCUUGGCUUGUAGCUAUAUCACUUCAGUAUUUGCCUCUGUCUUCGCAUGGCCUUCUUCCCUGUGUAUAUCUUUCUGUGCCCACUCCUUUUAUUUUAAAGACACCAAUAAUUGGAUAUAAGGCCUAAUCUAAUCUAGUGUGACCUCAUCUUAACUAAUUAAUCUGCAAAGACUUUAUUUCCAAACAAGGUCACAUUCUAAGGUUCCAGAUGGACAUGAAUUCAGGGGCAACACUAUUUAGCUUUCUACAUAUAGACAUACAACAUUUUAUUUACCUAUUCUUCAGUUAAUGGAAUUUCAUUCCUGUAUUUAUUUAUGCCCAGAUGAGCAGAUACAUGAGCAUUUUCUUAUUUCACCUUCCUUUUUAUUUGAAAAGUGGCAUACUGUUGAUAUGUUUGUUUUUUCCUUUUUUCAGUUUAUAAUAUAUUCUGGAAGUUUUUUCAUAUCACUUCACAGAGCUCUAGCUCAUUCUAAUCUAAAUAUUCAGCCAUAGAGAAUUUAUUAAUAUAUACAUAAGAUGGAAAUUGAUUUAGUAUUUUAAUUUUUAUGAACAUGGAAUGAUGUGCACAAUAUAUUGGGGAUGUUUUCUUCUAUAGGUUUUUUAAUCUGUGUUUUCAAGGUAUUAUAUUCACACAGUAUGAAAUUCCUCCUUCUAGAUGUUACCCAUCUAAUCAGCCCUUUCCCAGAGUGAACCAAUGCUUCCACUGAAUGUCAGCUAUACACAUUGUUCCGCACCUUGCCUUUUUGCUUAAUAUAUCUUAGAGAUUGUUCCAUU